Messenger RNA from Plasmodium yoelii, 1008 nucleotides. RefSeq names its product PIR protein. The record is from RefSeq and is a predicted model, not a curated record. Lineage: Eukaryota; Apicomplexa; Aconoidasida; Haemosporida; Plasmodiidae. Bases 1 to 1008 code for a protein of 335 amino acids. The transcript has 3 exons.
AUGAAUAAGGAAGUGUGUGAAAAGUUCAAGAAUAUUUGGGAUGCUUUUCCCGAUACAUUGGACAAUAGUAAAAAUUAUCAAUUUAAUGAUUUUGUGCUUUUAAAUAAUAAGUGUAAUAAAGAUAAUUUUUCAAAUAAUUAUUGUAAUAAUAUUGAUUUUUCAAAUAGUUUUUGUGAUAUUAAUAAAUUUCAAAGUGAUUUCAAUAGAAUAAGUGCUGGAUUUUUAUAUUUGUUGGAUGAAUUCAUUAAGGAUUGUGGUGUGGCCCCCUCUCCUGCAAAAUAUAACAUCAAUAUUGUUGAUUACAUUUUGAUAUGGUUAAGUUAUAUGUUAAAUCUGAAAAUUAGUGAAGAAGAAAAUAUUAUAACGUGUUUUUAUAGUGAAUACAUAUUUAAUUGUGGUAAGUAUAAGACGCAAAUAAAUGAAUUAACUGAUUAUGAUAGUUAUAAGGAACUUAUAGAUAAAAAAUUGGAUGUGUUGAAUAUGGAUAGUAAUAAUGUAUCUAAAUUUUAUAAAGUAUUUAAAUCAUUAUGUGAAAUGUAUAAUGAACUUGAUGAUGACAAAACAAAAUGCAAGAAAUAUUUGGAAGAUGAUAAUGAAUUUGAUCAAAAAUAUAAAGAACUUAAGAAUGAUUCUGAUAUUGCUGAUAAAAGUCCAUAUAAAGAAAUAUUGUCUACUUUAUCAACUGAUUAUGAGAAUUUUAAAAAGGAAUGUAACGAUACUUCAUCCUCUACAUCGGAAGAAACAUUAAAAAAUCCUGAACAAAGAUCUGUAGAAGGUUAUAAACAAUUGUUUGGAGGAGAUUUUGGAGGAGAUUUUGAAGAAAUUUUUGGACAAGGUUCUGAACCGAGUUCUGAAGUUAUACCAUCAAGUUUGUCGAUAACAAACAAAUUAAUUCCAGUAUUAUUGAUAUUUGGUGCAAUACCAAUUUUUUUUGGAAUUUCUUAUAAGUAUUCGUUAUUUGGAUUUCGGAAGCGAUUUCAAAAAUUAAGAGAAAAGCUAAAAAAAUAA